CUCGCACACGGAUCACAGACACACACUCAAAGAAACACAGACGUAUGUUUUUACCUUGUCAGACACUCAGUCUGUUCAUCAGUGAAAUUCAACUCGAUACCAAACUGACUGAUUCAUUGUGAAUAGAAUCUCUGGGCGUCACGGGGUUAAUGUUCAGCUCCACGGCUGUUGUCCAAGUUGAUUAUAUAACCGUGAAUCGCCUCAGGGUUUUACACAGGCAGAGAGAGACAGAGAAUCCAGACCUUCACAACCUCAUCGGAUCAGCAGCUCCAACAUGGCGAGCUGUUCAGGAUGUGGACCAGGAUACCGCAGCCCGCUGGAGGCCAUGAAGGGUCCCCGGGAGCAGAUUGUCUACCUUCCGUGUAUCUACCGAAACACUGAGGUCCUCAAACCAGAUUACCUGGCAACAGUCGACGCCGACCCAAGUCGACCUCUGUCCUGUCAGGUGAUCCACCGGCUGCCGAUGCCGAACCUUCGACGAGCUGCAUCACUCCGCUGGAACGCCUGCAGCAGCUGCUUCGGAGACGUCUCCAAGACCCGAAACCUGAUUCUGCCGUCGCUCAUCUCCUCCAGGAUCUACGUGGUCGACGCCGGGACGAAUCCCAGAGCGCCUCGGCUGUUGCACAAGAUGGUCGAACCCGUGGAUCUGUUCUGGAAAUGUAACCUGGCGAAUCCUCACACGUCUCAUUGUCUGGGUAACGGUCAGAUCAUGAUAAGCUGCAUGGGAGAUCCGUCCGGUAACGGCAAAGGUGGAUUUGUUCUGCUGGAUGGUGACACGUUUGAGGUGGUCGGAAAUUGGGAGCAACCGAAUGAAGCAGCGCCCUUUGGGUACGACUUCUGGUACCAACCUCGACACAACGUCAUGAUCAGCACUGAAUGGGGUGCACCUAAAGCUUUGGCCGAUGGUUUUAAUCACCACGUCCAGGAAGGUCACUACGGCAGCUCCAUCCAUGUUUGGGACUGGACUACCCACAGCAAGCUGCAGACGAUCAAUCUUGGUGAAGAGGGCGCUAUUCCUCUCGAGGUCCGAUUCCUCCACGACCCCAACGCCACCGAGGGCUACGUGGGCUGUGCUCUGCAAUCAAACGUCUUCAGAUUCUACAAAACUCCGGAAGGUCAAUGGGCUGCAGAGAAGGUGAUCAAUGUUCCCAACAAGAAGGUGGAGGGAUGGAAACUGCCAGAGAUGCCUGGUCUGAUCACAGACAUCCUGAUCUCAUUGGACGACCGUUUCCUCUACUUCAGUAAUUGGCUGCACGGUGACAUCAGACAGUAUGACAUUACAGACAGGAAGAACCCCAGAUUGGUCGGCCAGGUGUUUCUAGGAGGAAGUAUUGUCAGUGACGGACCAGUCAGGGUCCUGGAGGACCCCGAAAACCAGCCGCAGCCCCGCCCACGCAUCAUCCAGGGGAGGCGUGUCUCUGGAGGUCCUCAGAUGUUGCAGUUGAGUUUGGACGGUCGCAGACUUUACGUGACGACGUCUCUGUUCAGCAGCUGGGACAAACAGUUCUACCCCGACCUCAUCAAAGACGGCUCGGUGAUGAUGCAGAUCGAUGUGAACUCUGUCAGCGGAGGUUUGACCGUAAACGAGAAAUUCCUAGUGGAUUUUGGUAAAGAACCCGGCGGUCCGGUUCUCGCCCACGAGCUGAGGUAUCCAGGAGGAGACUGCACGUCCGACAUCUGGGUGUGACAGCAUCACAUCUGUGUGACGUCUGCAUCAUUGAGAUGAUUCCUCUUUCUUCUUUUCGUUUCUCUGAACAGAAACAUAGGCUCUUAGUUUUCUCUGAAUAGAACUAUCAUGUCGAUCAAGAGUAUCUCCUGCAGCGCCUCCUGCUGCUCACACUGUAAACUCAUGGUGUUUAAAUAAAGUUCAGUGUCUCACA
Hippoglossus stenolepis (Pacific halibut) is the source of this 1880-nucleotide messenger RNA. It is a transcript of the gene selenbp1, whose product is annotated as selenium binding protein 1. NCBI's taxonomy places the organism in Eukaryota, Metazoa, Chordata, Actinopteri, Pleuronectiformes, Pleuronectidae. Gene Ontology annotation, molecular function: protein binding; selenium binding. The record is from RefSeq and is a predicted model, not a curated record.